AUUGAUGCUAAUCUUUUAGCAGUGCUUCCGAAAGUUUCAGAAUUAAGAAAACUCUUUGAACCAAACAAGCAAAAUAUUUUGGAAAUGAAAAGGAAAGAGAGGAUCGCCAGACGUUUAGAGGGAAUUGAAAAUGAUACACAGCCCAUCCUCCUACAAAAUUGUCCUGGAUUAGUUACCCACCGUUUACUAGAAGAAGAUACACCAAGAUAUAUGCGUGCAACAGACCCAUAUAGUCCCCACUUCGGAAGAUCAAAUGAAGAAGAGGAAACUUCAGAUUCUUCUGUAGAAAAACAACCUAGGUCAUCCAGGUAUCGAGCAGAACCUACAGGAGCACAUUCAGAGCCUACAUAUAGCACAGGAGCCAUGGAUACCCAGGGACUUGAGUCAAAAGCAGAAAGAAUAGCUAGGUACAAGGCAGAGAGGAGACGCCAGCUAGCAGAAAAAUAUGGAUUGCCUUUAGAAUCUGAGGGAGAUUCUGAAUAUUUAUCCAGAUAUACCAGGGCAAGAAAAGAUCCUGAUGCUGGGGAAAAAAAAGAAGUAAAGAGCGACAAGCAGGAGGAUGAAAGCAAGGAGUAUAGUUCCCUGUACUCCUCCAUGUCUGAGAAUAAGGAGUCAUGGACUACUGCUUCUGAAUCAAAGGAAUAUUCCUUCCAUGAAAAAGACAGCAUUCCAGAUAGAGAGGAGCUUUCAAACUUGGAGAAUAAAAGAGCACAGGACGUUAGUGCUCCUGGACAGGCUCAGGACUUGUCAUCAGAAGUGGAUGGUUCUGCAUCCUUUUCGUAUUCUGAACAAGAAUCCUCCUUUAAGGAAGUGCCAGUGUCACCAAAGCAAACUUGCAGGGUAUCCCUUUCCUCACCAAAGCAGCCAGUUUCACCAAGUCAUUCACACAAUGACCAGCCCUUGUAUAGUGACACCAGACAUGGUACAGGGAAAGCAAAACCUGAAUGGUUUCUUCAGAAAGAUUCAGAAGGGGACACACCUUCACUUAUCAGCUGGCCCUCCAGAGUAAAAGUUAGAGAGAAACUGGUGAAAGAGGAAAGUGCUCAUGGAAGCCCUGAACUUGUCACAGACCCUGUAUCUCAGAAAAAAUCUCAUCCAGUGCCAGUUGAUUACAUGCCUCUUCAGUCAGAAACUUCUUCCUUUGAUAGGGUUGCCAGCCAGACACUCAGUUCAGUCCGCCAACCGAUACAUGGAUAUAUUCAGCCUGCUGGUGUUGCUCAUACUGCCAAACUGAUGGCAACAGAAGACCCAGAAAAUAUCUCAAUUAGCAGCCUCUUAACAUCAGACAAUGCCGGCAUCAUGACAAAAUCCCCACCAGCCACUGCACUGGAAAAGGAAAAAAGUAACAUACUUCAGAAUUAUGGCUCAAAGCCUGACGAAUUUCCUUUGGGGACAGAACAGCUUUUGAAAAACAGAAAACCAGUUUUGCCAUCUGAGGUUCUCAGGCAAGGGAAGAGCAAUGAAGACCAUUUUAGAGCAAGUGAAUUUGACAAGGCUACUGUUCCCUCAUCUCUUAUAAGCAAGCCAAAGGCUAACUCAUCAGAGCUUCAGAAAGAGCUAGAGUGCACUAAGCACCAGGUGCCUGAACCCCAGUUUAAGACUCGUGAGAACACUGAAAGGAGUGAGACAGUUAUGUACGUACAAAGUGGAUCCGUAUCACAUUCUGCUAAGGCGAAAGGUCAAGCUCAGGAAGUGUCUACGAUGAAGCAUAAACUCCUGACUCGCUCAAUGUCUGAUUAUACUGGUUCUCCUAAGCCAGAGGCUUUAAAAAGUAAGGAAACUGUUACGAGAAAGGAGAUGGCGUUCCAGAGUGCUGAAGUAAAUGUGCCCAAUGGUGAGAUUGGCAUGGUUGACACAAAAGUCUCUGUUGCUCAACUCCGUAAUGCCUUUCUGGAAACUAUCAAUGUCCACAAGAAAACUGAACUUGAAUCUCGAUUUGAGAUGUCAACAUCAGGUACUGAUUUAUCUGCCAAUACUGAACCUGAAAGAGUGUCACGAAGGCCAAGGCGCUAUUUUUCUCCUGGUGAAAGUAGGAAAACUUCUGAGAGAUUUAGAACUCAACCAAUCACUUCAGCAGAGCGAAAGGAAACUGAUAGGUCCACUCUGAGUCCAGAAAUGCCAGCUGCUGAGGAUGAAGAAAAACUGGAUGAACGAGCCAAGCUGAGUGUUGCUGCAAAGAGGCUGCUUUUCAGGGAAAUGGAAAAAUCAUUUGAAGGAAAAAAUAUUCCUAAACCACGUUCAAGAAAUUCAGCAAUAGAGAGAAGAUUGCGGCGUAUGCAGGAUAGGUCACGCACCCAACCAGUUACUACCGAAGAGGUGGUCAUUGCGGCUACUGAACCUACCCCUGCUUCACGUACUGUGAAUACCCACACUGUAGUGACAAGAAUACCUAGUCCCACUGUAGUUAAGAGCACUGUACAACCUACCAGUUUACAGGCAUCAGCGCACCAAAAGACUUUAGCUAAAGAAGAAAUCAAAGAAGCAGUCGAGCAAGAUCAGUCUGGCGAGCCAGACUCCUCCACCCUAAGCUUAGCAGAAAAGAUGGCCUUGUUUAAUAAAUUGGCUCAACCAGUAUCGAAGACCAUCUCUACACGGAGCAGAGGGGACAUUAGACAUAGGAGAAUGAAUGCUCGUUACCAGACACAGCCCGUCACGCUUGGAGAAGUUGAGCAGGUACAAAAUGAAAGUGGAAAAAUUACUCCCUUGUCACCUACUGUUGUAACAUCAGUGUCAACUAUGGCGUCUGUGAUUUCUCCAAUGUAUGCUGGGGAUCUGCGUGCGAAGUCAACAGUUGAUGAAACUGUAAGUGCUACCAGUAAACCAGAUUUGAGAGUCCACUCUUCAGUAGAAAAUGCAGACACUCCAGUAAAAGGCAUACUGAAAUCAGAACAUUGGCAGCCGUCAGUGGAAGUAAUGGAAAGCAAACGAGCAUCGAGGGAGCAUGAAGAGGGAGAGACAAACAGAUUCUUAGCAUAUGAAGAUAAUGAUGUCAAAAAGUACAGUUCUUUUGAAGAAGUAACCACACAUCCUGUUCUUAGUAAAACAGAGGACUACCACAAAGAGACAAAAUACACUUUCCCAAGAAAGAGCAGUAUGGAAUUGUUUACCCAACAAGGACUUUUACAGCCUGCGGAACAGAAGGAAUUUGUUUUUGAUACUGUCCUGCAGGGUAAACAGGAAGUCAAAGAAGGACUGUUCUUGGAGGAAAAGAUGGAGUUGGAGAGUGUCUUGAAAAGCAAGACCUUGCUGAGAGACCAUGUUGAGCCUACUUCUGAACUUGGCACGACGGCAACACAGGCAGUAACGGUGGUAUCGUAUAGACAGCAGGAGGCUUCUGAACAACUAGAGGAAAAAUUCUAUAAGAACCCCUGUGAGCUGUUUGCUGCUGGAGACAACAAAACAGAAACAACUGAGGACACCCUGGAUGCACCCAGCAAAACACUGUCAAUUAAAGAACGGCUGGCGCUGUUGAAGAAGAGUGGUGAAGAAAGCUGGAAAAGCAGGCUUAACAAAAAGCAGGAGUAUGGGAAAGUGUCCAUCACUGAGCGUAACACACAACUGCAAGAAGCUGAGCAGUUGUUCAAGAAGAAGAAAGUGGCAGAUAGCCAUGAGAGUCAAAUGAGUAUUGAAGAAAGAAAACACCUGAUUACUGUUCGGGAAGAAGCCUGGAAGACAAAGGGUAAAGGAGCAGCCAAUGACUCUACCCAAUUCACUGUAGCUGGCCGAAUGGUAAAAAAAGGCUUGGCAUCACCUACUGCCAUAACUCCAGUGGCAUCCCCUUUCUGUAACAGGCUGAAGUCUACCACUCCAGUUUCAAAGCCUCUGGAAGAAAUAGAAGCCAGGCCUGAUAUGCAAUUAGAAUCAGACAUGAAGCUAGACAAGCUGGAAACAUUCUUGGGAAGACUGAAUAACAAAGUUGGUGGGAUGCAAGAAACCGUGCUAACGGUCACAGGAAAAUCGGUGAAAGAGGUGAUGAAGCUGGACGAUGAUGAAACCUUUUCCAAAUUUUACCGUCACAUGGAUUGCCCCACUUCCACGGUGCCUUUGGAGCUUGAUGAGGACUUUGAUGCCAUCUUUGAUCCUUAUGCACCAAAGUUAACUUCUUCUGUAGCAGAGCACAAACGUGCCGUGAGACCUAUGCGCAGAGCUCAGGCUUCAAGGAACCCCCUGAAAUUGCUGGCUGCACGAGAGGACAUUCUUCAUGAAUACACCGAACAAAGAUUAAAUAUUGCUUUCAUGGAGUCAAAGCGAAUGAAAGUAGAAAAAAUGUCUACAAACUCAAAUUUCUCAGAAGUAGCACUUGCUGGUUUAGCAAGCAAAGAAAACUUCAGCAGCGUCAGUUUACGAAGUGUCAAUCUAACUGAACAAAACUCCAACAACAGUGCUGUGCCAUACAAGAAACUGAUGCUGUUGCAAAUUAAAGGAAGAAGACAUGUUCAAACAAGAUUAGUUGAACCAAGGGCUUCAUCACUGAACAGUGGUGACUGCUUCCUGUUGUUAACUCCACAUUACUGUUUCCUUUGGGUAGGAGAGUUUGCAAACGUCAUAGAAAAAGCUAAGGCAUCAGAACUUGCAACUUUAAUUCAGACAAAGAGGGAACUCGGCUGUAGAGCUUCUUAUGUUCAGACCAUAGAAGAAGGGAUAAAUACCCAUACUCAUGCUGCCAAAGACUUCUGGAAACUCCUCAGUGGCCAGACAAGUUACCAGUCUGCUGGAAACCCCGAGGAAGAUGAAAUGUACGAAGCUGCAAUAAUAGAAACAAAUUGCAUCUAUCGUUUAGUAGAUGAUAAACUUAUUCCUGAUGAUGACUACUGGGGGAAAAUGCCAAGAUGUACUCUGCUACAAUCCAAAGAGGUUCUGGUUUUUGAUUUCGGCAGCGAAGUAUAUGUGUGGCAUGGGAAAGAAGUCACAUUAGCACAGAGAAAAGUAGCAUUCCAGCUGGCCAAACAUUUGUGGAAUGGAACAUUUGACUACGCCAAUUGUGACAUAAAUCCUCUAGACCCUGGAGAGUGCAAUCCCCUUAUACCAAGAAAAGGACAAGGGCGUCCUGACUGGGCUAUCUUUGGCAGACUCACAGAACAUAAUGAGACCAUAUUGUUCAAAGAAAAAUUUCUUGAUUGGACAGAACUGAAGAAACACAAUGAGAAGAACUCUAGUGAAUCUCUUAACCAGAAGGAAGACUCCAGGUCUGACUUUAAACCAUAUGAUGUCAUGCUAAUGGUACCGGUGCCCCAAACUACGGUUGGCACAGUCUUGGAUGGAAUAAAUAUUGGCCGUGGCUAUGGAUUUAUUGAAGGAGAAGAUGGGAGGCAGUUUGAAAUUAUCACUGCCUCCGUGGAUGUCUGGCACAUCCUGGAAUUUGAUUACAGUAGGCUGCCUAAACAAAGCAUUGGACAGUUCCAUGAGGGAGACACGUAUGUGGUUAAAUGGAAGUACAUGGUGAGCACUGCAGUUGGAAGCAGACAAAAGGGAGAGCAGCAAGUAAGGGCUGUUGGAAAAGAGAAGUGUGUGUACUUCUUUUGGCAAGGGAGGCACUCCACAGUGAGCGAGAAGGGCACAUCGGCACUGAUGACUGUGGAGCUUGAUGAAGAGAGAGGAGCACAGGUACAAGUGCUUCAAGGAAAAGAACCACCAUGCUUUCUGCAGUGCUUCCAGGGAGGGAUGGUUGUGCAUGCUGGAAGAAGGGAAGAGGAAGAAGAAAAUACACAAAGUGACUGGAGGCUGUACUGUGUACGAGGAGAAGUUUCCAUUGAAGGAAAUUUACUUGAAGUAGCAUGUCACUGCAGCAGCCUAAGGUCCAGGACGUCUAUGAUUGUCCUCAAUAUAAAUAAAGCCCUUAUCUAUCUGUGGCAUGGCUGCAAAGCACAGUCUCACACAAAAGAUGUAGGAAGAACAGCAGCCAAUAAAAUAAAAGAACAAUGUCCAUUGGAAGCUGGAUUGCACAGCAGCAGCAAGGUGACAAUACAUGAAUGUGAUGAAGGGUCAGAGCCAUUGGGAUUCUGGGAUGCAUUAGGAAGGAGAGAUCGAAAAGCCUAUGAUUGCAUGUUGCAAGAUCCUGGAAAGUUUAACUUCACCCCCCGCCUGUUCAUCCUCAGCAGUUCAUCGGGAGACUUCUCAGCCACUGAAUAUAUAUAUCCUGCAAGAGAUCCCACUGUUGUCAGUUCCAUGCCAUUCCUGCAGGAGGAUCUCUACACUGCCCCACAGCCAGCACUCUUCCUUGUUGACAAUCACCAUGAAGUGUAUCUUUGGCAAGGCUGGUGGCCUGUAGAAAACAAAAUAACUGGAUCAGCUCGAAUCCGAUGGGCUACAGACAGGAAAUGUGCCAUGGAGACAGUACUCCAAUACUGCAGAGGAAAAAACGUAAAGAAACCUCCGAAAUCCUACCUAAUUCAUGCUGGUCUUGAACCCCUGACGUUCACCAAUAUGUUCCCUAGCUGGGAACACAGAGAAGACAUAGCCGAGAUCACAGAAAUGGAUGCUGAAGUUUCUAAUCAGAUAAUCCUUGUAGAGGACGUGUUAGCCAAGCUGUGCAAAACUGUGUAUCCACUAGCAGAUCUUUUAGCUAGGCCUCUACCUGAGGGAGCUGAUCCACUGAAACUUGAAAUUUAUCUUUCAGAUGAAGACUUUGAGGCCGCCUUAGAGAUGACAAGAGACGAGUACAAUGCACUGCCCUCUUGGAAGCAGGUUAAUGUGAAAAAGGCAAAAGGACUUUUCUAA
Molecule: messenger RNA, 6717 nt
Organism: Emys orbicularis (European pond turtle)
Lineage: Eukaryota; Metazoa; Chordata; Testudines; Emydidae
Gene: SVIL
Product: supervillin
Exons: 36
Coding region: 85-6717 (2210 amino acids)
Biological process (GO): actin filament severing; barbed-end actin filament capping; cytoskeleton organization
Cellular component (GO): cytoplasm; actin cytoskeleton
Molecular function (GO): phosphatidylinositol-4,5-bisphosphate binding; actin filament binding
Source: RefSeq, a predicted model, not a curated record